Messenger RNA from Calypte anna (Anna's hummingbird), 6018 nucleotides. RefSeq names its product myogenesis-regulating glycosidase. The record is from RefSeq and is a predicted model, not a curated record. Gene Ontology annotation, molecular function: hydrolase activity, hydrolyzing O-glycosyl compounds. The transcript is spliced from 2 exons. Gene Ontology annotation, biological process: carbohydrate metabolic process; skeletal muscle fiber development. Bases 236 to 2272 code for a protein of 678 amino acids. Lineage: Eukaryota; Metazoa; Chordata; Aves; Apodiformes; Trochilidae.
UCGCCCAACCCCGGAACCACAGCGGUCCGACGGCCGUGCCCAGCGCGGCUACCCCUCGCCCCAUCCCCGCUGAGGCCGGCCAUGGCUCGGUGCUGCCGAGGAGGGUGCUCCAGGACUCAGUGGAGCUGGGAACACUCCUAACAGUCUGUUGUCUUCUGCUGAGAGCCCCAGAAUUUCUGCAAAAGGAUCUUCCUGCCCAUUCUUCUGCAAAAACUACUAGAGAAAGCAGAGCACCAUGUAUACCUUCCUUCCUGAGAACUUCACACCGGUGAAGCAAAAGCCCUCCAAGGAGCUGAGGCCCAUGCUGAUGGCCAUCUUGUUGGGCCUCAUCCUGUUCAUUGCUGCAGUGGUGGCCUGGUGCUACUACACCGUGUCCCUGAGGAAGGCGGAGCGCCUGAAGACGGAGCUGAUGGACCUGCGGGCAGAUGGCUUUGUCAUCAGGAACCAGCACGGGGAGGUGGUCUUCCGCCUGGCCUUCCACUCAGGCAGGCUCGACCUGGAGUCGUGCUCCAAGGAGGGUGAGAUUUUGAGCUGCUCACGGUCGAGCACGGGGCCGCUCAACUUCUUCAUCCAGACAGUGAAGCCCAAGGACACGGUGAUGUGCUACCGCGUGCGCUGGGAGGAGCUGGCGGCCGGCCCGGCGGUGGAGCACACCAUGUUCUGGGAGGACGCCCACUGGUACGGGGGCUCGGAGAUGAGCACCCAGCACUGGCCCAUCCGCCUGGCUGGCUACCAGGAGCCUGUGCCCUACGUGACGAGCGACGUCUACUCCUUCCGAGACAGCUUUGGGGGCAUCCUCGAGCGCUACUGGAUCUCCUCCAAGGCAGCGGCCAUCAAGAUCAACGACUCGGUGCCCUUCCACCUGGGCUUCAAUGCCAGCGAGCGCACCCUCUUCUUCCAGGCCCGCUACAAGGACUCUCCCUACAAACCUCCCCCGGGGCAGCAGCCCUUCCCCGAGCUCAGCUACCGUGUCUGCGUGGGCUCCGACAUCACCUCCAUCCACAAGUAUAUGGUGCGCAGGUACUUCAACAAGCCCUCCAAGAUCCCUGCUGAGAACGCCUUCCGAUACCCCAUCUGGUCCACCUGGGCACUCUACAAGAAUGAUAUUGACCAAGACAAAGUCUUGCGAUUUGCUGAAAAGAUCAAGAAGUACCAUUUUAACUGCAGCCACAUUGAAAUCGAUGACAUGUACACACAAGCUUAUGGGGACUUUGACUUUGACCCUGCCAAGUUCCCCAAUGUGACAGAGAUGUUUGCAAAACUAAGGGAAGAUGGGUUUAAAGUCACACUGUGGACUCAUCCAUUCAUUAACUACAAUUCCUCCAACUUUGGGGUGGGGAUUGAACGUCAGCUUUUCAUCAAGGAGCCAUCUGGGCGGCUACCAGCCAUGGUGGAGUGGUGGAAUGGAAUCGGAGCCAUCCUGGACUUCACCAACCCAGCAGCCCGGGACUGGUUCCAGAGCCACCUGCGCCAGCUCCGACACAAAUAUGGCAUCUCCUCCUUCAAGUUCGAUGCAGGUGAGACCAGCUACCUGCCCAAGCAGUUCAGCACCUUCCGCCCACUCUCAGACCCCAGUAUCUGGUCACGGCGCUACACGGAGAUGGCCAUCCCCUUCUACGAGCUGGCCGAGGUGCGGGUGGGCUACCAGUCACAGAACAUCUCCUGCUUCUUCCGCAUCAUUGACCGUGACUCUGUCUGGGGUUAUGAGCUUGGUCUCAAGUCCCUCAUCCCCACGGUGCUCACCAUCAGCAUGCUGGGGUACCCUUUCAUAUCUGCUGACAUGAUUGGGGGGAAUUUUUUCCCCAACAAGACAGAUGGGGCAGUGGAGAUCCCUGACCGGGAGCUGUACGUGCGCUGGUUGGAGCUGUCAGCCUUCAUGCCCUCCAUGCAGUUUGCCAUCCCACCGUGGCUCUAUGACAAGGAGGUGGUGGAGAUUGCUCAGAAGUUCACCGAGCUUCACGAGUCACUGGUGGCUCCACUGCUGCUGGAGCUGGCCGGGGAGGUCACUGACACAGGUGACCCCAUCAUCCGUCCCAUCUGGUGGAUCUCUCCCCGCGACGAGGCCGCUCACCGGAUCGACUCCCAGUUCCUCAUUGGGGAUACCCUGAUGGUGGCCCCUGUCCUGGAGAUGGGCAAGCAGGAGCGUGACGUGUACCUGCCAGCGGGCAAGUGGCGCAGCUACAAGGGGGAGUUGUUUGAGAAGACCCCGGUGCUGCUCACAGACUAUCCUGUUGAUCUGGAUGAGGUUGCCUAUUUCCUCUGGGUUUCCUAAUAGGGUGCUACACCAGCUUGGGGAUAACCAUGCCUUACCUAGGACUUUGUAACAAAUAAUAACUCUAAUUGCACAUUUCAUUUGAGUCUGGGGAUGAGGAAGAGAAUUAAAUAGGCUUCUCUUUCCUUUGGGUAAUUAUUGUUGUUUGGAGGAAUGGUGAUUUUUUUUUUCCAGUUUUGGGCAGGUGGGAGACUACAGUUGUGUUAUGCUAGGCAGAAUUUUCUGUGUGGGUCAGGAAGGAGUUGUCUGUCUGUUUACAGACACUUAAUAAACCCAGUACUGGUUCAGUUCCCAAGGGUGGUGGAGGUUGGAUGGUACCAGUGAGAGAGCUGCUGAUCUUGUGGGAGCACCCAGUGCUAAGCAUGGGGCCGUGGUGAUGUGGGAGGGUUGCUACAGCACAGCCUGCCUUAAAUUUUAUAUUAUGGCAAAUUUAUUUAAAAGGAAUUUUUUUUAAGAGCAGAAAACUAACUAAUGAGAGAGAUAUAUGUAGGAGAAAAGUCUGAGGCCUGGAUCUGUUUAGCCUGGAAAAGAGAAAACAGAGGGGACCUUAUCGAUGCUCAUGUCAAUAUCUAAAGUUCAUCUUUAUAAAGAAGAUGGGGCCAGACUCUUUUCAGUGGUAUCCUGCAAGAGGGCGAGGAGCAACAGGCACAGGCUGGAACACAUGAAACUCCAUCUGAGCAUGAGGAAAGGAAGUUGUGGAGUCUCCACCUCUAGUGAUACUCAGAACACAUCUGGAUGCUAUCCUGUGCAGCCUGCUGUUGGUAAACCUGCUUUAGCAGGAGAAGUUGGACUAAAUGAUCUCCAGGGGUCCCUUCCAACCCCUAACAUUCUGUGAUUCUAUAUACACUCAUAUAUUUUUUUCCCCCUUCAGUCUAGUGUGCCAGACUAACACUUGCCCCAUGUUUCCACUGUCCCAGGUACCAGGCAGGCCAUGUUACUAGAGUGAUGUCCAGGUACUUUACCUGUACAGUCUGUGUGUCCCUUGCUGGAGCAGGUUCAUCCCACCACUUCCUCUCCCAUUUAACACCCUUUUGCCCUGGGUGUCAACACUGCCUUUCCCAAAGCAGGGCCCUCCAUAACUGCAUGCCCCAUUAGUCUUUUUAAAGCACUUAAAAGCCAGGUUUUAUUGCAUUAUUAUCUUGCCUCUGUCGUCCCUUUUGGUUUCUAAAGGACAGAUGAGCUUUCAGGUUUGUUGAUGGUGGAUGGGCUGCCUAGAGCAAAGACGUUCUCAGAAAGUACGUGUGGCACAUCCCCAGGAACAGCUGGUACCCACAGGCAGCACGUGUCUGGAACUGACAGUGACAUUUGCUGCUAGCCGUGGGUGCAGAACACUGACUUUUGCACUGAUGGGUCUGUGCCAGUGGCUGUUCUCACUGCAGCUGUGGAAAUGUUCUUGUCUAUCACGAAAUUAAGCUAAUACCCACCUCUGUCUCAGGUUGCAGGUGGAGGUGGUGGUCUUGCUGAAGCAGCCCCUCCGUCUCUUCCCCAGGAGAAUGAGGGGGCCUUCCUCAGGCAGCAUUUGUGGUGCUGGAGGUAGGGUUGCUGUGGAAGGCUUCUGGAUGGGUCACAGGGUGACGAGAUCCUGUACCCCAAGUCCCCAGCAGCUGGGAUAGAGCUGCAGAGAUGCCUCUUCCCCAGUUCUUCUAUUUGGUUUUGUAGAGGAAAAUGCAUUUUUAGAGAGACAUGGACAGUCUCUACUCUGAGACAGAGCAAACAGCAUAGGAGUCUGGCAGCCCUCCUUCCCAGGACAGGACAUUCCUGGCUGUGCCCUGGUUUCCUGGCUGUGCCCUGGUUUAGGAGCACAUUUCAGCCCUUGAGUUUUUAAUUUUCCCCUGCAGAACUGAACUGCACUGGCUGGAAAUGUUUGGGGCACCCUGCCCAGGCUGUGGUCAGCCAAGUGGUGCUCAUCAUCUGUAGAGUUUCUCUUAGGAUUGUGUCUGGGCUCAGCAAGGGUCUGGCAUGAGUCUGCCAGCCACGAAGAUGGAGCUGUGUGUUGGGUAGUGUUGGUACCAAUAAGGAUCUUUCUCAAAGCUCACCUCCUGCACUGGGUAUUGCAUGAGGCAGAAAAGGAGGUACACUCUGCCUGGGGGUUCUCAAUGGGUCGAGGAGUAGAUAUCUGGGGCAAAAUCACAAGUGAUUUUGUGGUUAGGAAGCAAGGAAGUCUGGUUUGAUGGACUCUUUGGAGCAUCCCAUGUGGCCUGAGUCUGCUCUGCAUAAAUUGAUGUUUCAGCCUCAAAGUGAGAUGUGGGGGAGCCCUAUAGUUUCUUGCCCAGUGGGAGAACAAGUGUGUCCCAAAGCCUGUUUCUUGUAUUUUUUAGACACAAAGGACAGUUUGUUUCCUGCCACUGGUGCAAAUAGCAGUUGUGUAACAAGUUACAGGCACCUUCUGGCAAGAAGUCAAACCUGGAGCCCCAGCAUCAGGGCACUGGCAGCAUUUGGCCUUUGUUGAGGGUGAAGGUGGAAGAGGUUCUGGACAUGAGUCUGACCACAGGCUGCAAGGAGGAAGAGGUGCAGUGGGCUUCUCCAUCCUCAGAAGCACAUAAGGGCCAUGCUUUGAGGGCCUCCAGCUCUUUCCUCCUUUGCUUGUGAAAUCCUUUGCUUGUCCUUCCUUGUCAUGGAGGUCAUUGGGUGGAGGAGAUAUUGCUGCACAGCUCAGCUGCCAGUGGAGAUAUGGGAUCUUGGACCUAGGACUUCAUGGGAAGGAUUCCAGCAUGACUGGGGGGAUGCUGCAUGUCUUCUCCUCCUUAUCCCCACUGUGCUGCAUCUUUGCUGCAUCCUUCACUGGCAAGGGGCAAAGCUAUGUGAAGAGAAACACCAUGGUCCCACUAGUAUCCCUUUAUUGUGAAAAUGAUGGGAACUGCUAGAUCAUUCCCUUCCAUCCCCCCACAGUGGUUUUGGGCACUUUCAGGAAUGUCAUGCAGGAAAUUUCCUGUUAGAAACACCAUCUUCCUUCUGUUCCCAUCAAAAGAAAAAGGAUUUUAUUAUAAAAAUUUUAAUUUUCUUUUUAUUUAACCAUAUGCGUAAAUGGGUGGGAUUAUCAAAUGUCCCUAUUUUUAUAAAUGCUCCAGUUAUGGCCUGAGUGGCCAUGGCUCUUCAGUACUCCAGCAAGGAGAAAGGUAAAGCUAUUGAGAGGACAUGGGGGAUAAUGCUGAAGAGCAGUUUCCACAUGGGUAGUUCUUGGUGGGUCCAUGGCACCAAGCUUUCCUUGCAUGUCAGGAAUAGGCUCAGCAAGUGCUGCUUCAGUCUAUCUCAGAGCUUUCCAGGUGCCCUUUCCAUCCUAGCUAUUACCAGAACCACUAUUUCUAACACUAUCCAGUAGCCCUGCAGGACUCAAGGACCUCUAGGACCUUUCACACCACAAGCACUCUGUGCAGAGACCUUGGGAACUUCCAAAUGGGGGGACUUCUCCAGCUUACACCACGGGUCACUGAGCAAAACAGGGUUUAGUUUGAUUUAACCAAGGAAACAUCCUGAAAGGGGGUUCUGGGUUGGGUUCAUCUUUUUCCACCCCUGCCUAGGGUGGAGCAUGGCUGAGAAGCAGAUAAAUGUGAUGCCCAUGUGACUGAAUUCUGAAGCUUGCACUGUCAUGUAUCGGGUUUUCUGGAUGCUUGUGUUUGCACAUGCCAUCCUACAUCAGACUGUAAUGCUGGUGGGCAUGUUUUAAACCACUUUUCUAAUUAUUAACUGUUACAAAAACAAAUGUAUCAUGAAUUGCCUUGAUUGAUAUAAAACUUUGGAAAACAAAA